Messenger RNA from Cucurbita moschata (crookneck pumpkin), 1278 nucleotides. Its product is annotated as GATA transcription factor 12-like. Lineage: Eukaryota; Viridiplantae; Streptophyta; Magnoliopsida; Cucurbitales; Cucurbitaceae. Gene Ontology annotation, cellular component: nucleus. Gene Ontology annotation, molecular function: sequence-specific DNA binding; zinc ion binding. The transcript has 2 exons. Gene Ontology annotation, biological process: positive regulation of DNA-templated transcription. The coding region runs from base 188 to 1174 and encodes 328 amino acids. The record is from RefSeq and is a predicted model, not a curated record.
GCCCUUGCCUUUGGUCCUCAAAAUCCCCUCCUUCCAUCUUCCCCACUCUUCAUCGAACACAUUUCCUUUUCUCUCUCUCUUUCGUUACUGAUUCUUCUGCAAUUUCACUUGCUCUGUUUCUAUCUCGAACAGCGAGAUUUUUGUUUGAGUUUGUGUUUUGGUUUUCGUGUUGAGUUUUGCUCUGGAUAUGGAAGUGAACAAGUUUAUGAUCGGUGGAUAUUUCGAUGCCGGAGUGGGACAAUUUUCACCGGAGAAGACGAAGGCUACGGAGCAUUUCGCCAUUGAUGACCUAUUUGACUUUUCUAAUGAAGAUGCGAUAAUGAUGGACGGUUUCUUCGAUAAUGUGGCGGGAACUUCGACGGAAUCCUCUACUGUUACUGCAGUCGAUAGCUGUAAUUCAUCUGUCUCCGGCGGUGAUCAUCAGCAUUUCCAUGGAAAUAUCGGCUCUCGGAGUUUUGAUGAAUCUCAAUUCUCUGGAGACCUUUGUGUUCCGUGCGAUGAUUUAGCGGAACUCGAAUGGCUCUCGAACUUCGUCGAAGAUUCAUUCUCGACGGAAGGGAAAGAUCUUCAAGCGCUUAAUUACCUCACAAAUAGCCAUUCAAUUUCGAAGCCUCAAACUCCAGAAACUUCAUCUUCCUCGGAAUUACCGCCUUCCGAUUCCUCGAAGAACACGCCGCGUUUCCCCGCCGAAACGCCGCUCCCUUCCAAAGCUCGAAGCAAGCGAUCGCGAACCGCUCCUUGCGAUUGGACCACACGCCUCCUCCACCUCCUCUCUCCUACGGAUCGUAAACCUCCGAAAUCAUCGUCGUCGAAGAAGAAAGACGCUCCAAACGGAGAUUCCUCCAGCCGUAAAUGCCUGCAUUGUCAAUCCGAGAAGACUCCUCAAUGGCGGACCGGACCUAUGGGCCCUAAAACACUCUGCAACGCUUGUGGCGUCCGGUACAAGUCCGGCCGUUUAGUGCCGGAGUAUCGUCCGGCAGCGAGUCCAACAUUCAUAUCGGCUAAACACUCGAAUUCUCACCGGAAAGUUCUGGAGUUGAGAAGGCAGAAAGAGCUUCAAAUGGCGCAACAGCAACAGCAACAGUUCAUAAAUCAGAGUUCAAUUUUUGGGGUAACGAACGGUUGUGAUGAGUACUUGAUUUCUCAUCACAUGGGCCCCGUGAUAGGCAUAUAAUCUAGUGGAUGCUAGUGUAGCAAUCUUACCAUGGACUUCACCAUUUCCCAAUCACGUUUUUUCCCCUUCAUUUUUUCAGUCCAUAAAUGAAAGACAGAGGAGUU